GACAAAAAUGACAAUUGCACAUGUCGAGUAACAUUUCGCCGGGCAUUCCAAUGCGGCGAAAUUCGAACAAGCGGGGCGCACUCCGGGUUUUAAUUUAAAACAUUUAUGAACGGAAUGAAAAUGACAGAAAAAAAGGCUCGAUUAAUUUAUGAACGAUAUUCGAGCGAUUAAUCACACAGAGCGUCUUUUGUGUGUAUUUUAUGAACGCACUCCUGCUCUGCUCGGCCAUCCCGAACCCAGCUUAAAACGAACUCAACCCUUGUCUUGACAGAGCGGUGUUGUCGGUUUGAGUAGUUUUCAUUAGAAGUUUUGUGAUGGUGUUUCUUGUGGAUUUUUGUAUGUCUUCUUUUAGGUAGAUCCGCACCCUGAGGAAAUUGUUCGGUACAAUUUGUUAUUGGGGGUCGGAUUCUUCGGGUUUUCUUGCUGCAAAGAUAUGUUUGGUCUUUGGAUAUUUGGGGUUUUUGAGUGUGACGUCACUGGUGGUCCUUGUGGAUUUGGUUGAUGGGAAAACUGGUUGACAUGGCAACGCGGUAUUGUUCCUUCUCUUUCGUGCUGCGUUCUGUCAAACUGAGCAAGCCAUUUCAUUUUCCGCAUUCUUCCUGGUGAAUUUUUGGAAUCAACAACCUCCAUUUUUCUCUGUGUUCACGGUUUUGAAUUUAAAAAUUGGUCUAGUGGCACAUGCUGAAUUUAGUUAAUAUUCGGCCCCGAUUGUGAGGAUUUUUGCUACGAACCAUAUUGUGGACGUUUGGCCGUUGGAUUGUGUCCCUGAGCGACGAUGAUUCUGGAUUUUUGAUGCCGGCCGGUUAGACGCCAUUUUUGGGAUUAUAAAUUAAAGACAAACCGUGACACAAAACUACUCGAUAACCCCACACUACAUCUAAAGCUGGAUUUAUACAGCAAAUAAAAUAAAAUAAAAUAACAAAUAAGAAAUAACAAAUAGAAAAUGCGAUGGCGUUUAUAGAGACAAAUAAAAUAAAAUAAGAAAUAAUUUUCGACCAAUGGAAAUAUAUGUUUUGCACAUGCCCCUGUCCAACCAGAUUUCAAAUUCAAAUUUGAUGUCGUUAACGUUAAGUGAGGUUAAGUUUUUGUUAUUUGAUUUUUAAAUUUUUGGAAAGCGGGAAGCCGGUUUUUCAAGUUUAUUGUUCUUUUUUUGUGUUUUGUGGAGUGCAAACGCCAAACAUGGAUGAUGGAUUAUUAAUUGAGCAAGUUGCAGGGUUUCCUGCUCUAUUCAAUAAAAACGAUUGCCGCUUUAAAAAUAAAACGGCCAGAGAGCAGGCAUGGCAAACCAUUGCCGAAAUUAUGGGUUGUUCUGGUAAAGUUUUAGUGAAGUUUUGAAAAGUACAAGCAAUUCAUUUUUUUUAUUUUAGUUGAAGACUGCAGCAAUAGGUGGGUUGUUUUAAGGGCGAAAUAUACCACUCUCAAAAAACAAAUCAGAGAAACCCCGUCUGGAUCCGCGGGGUUCUCAAUUUCCUGGCCACAUUAUGAGGCAAUGGGGUUCUUGGACCCAUUUUUGGUGACGAGAAGGACUAUAUCAAACAUUAAAUUGAAAUACCAGAACAUCUCUAAUCUAGAGUCUUCGGAGCAAGGGCAAAGACCAUCUUCAAUUUGGGACACAAUGUCCCAACUUGAAUUUUCAGAUGUUUCUGUGGGUGCUCCGGAGACUGAAGAUUCUGUGACUGAAGUCACUGAUGAGACAGACUUCUCACCCCCGCCAACUCCAGAUCCUAUUUCAAAGAGUGGAACUCCUACCACAUCACAUUCUCAACUAUCGACUACUUCGACUUCAUUCAGCUCAUUCAAUCAAAAAAUGGCAGCACUUAGGAGGCAGAAUACAAAAGGCAGGGGUGGUGCAAUGGGUGGUACCAAGCGGAAUGCGCAAGAAGCGAUGUGCCACAGCAUCACUUCAGCCAUAGGUGACUUCCAGAAGAGACAUCAGGCUUAUAGUGAAGGAAUCGAGAAUAUGGCCCCUUCAAGCUGGGCCAAAAGUCUUGCAGAAGACAUGCUGGUUUUGUCGCCAAGCCAAAGGAUCAUUUUCAAAAAAAAAUGUUACGACAUUUUGGCAGAAAUGGUACAAAACACACAGGAAUGAAAGACUUUUGGCCCUGCUUGAAAUGCCUUCAAAAUAUUAGGUAGUUUUAGUUUAGUUCUAUUAUUUAUUAUUUGAGAAUGUUGUAUUUGAUUUAUUGAAAUUUUAGGAAUGUUUUUUUUUUUGAGAUACAUUUAAAAUUUAAGUUAUUUAAAAAUGUUACAUUUAAUUAUGUUAUGUCAUGUAAAAUAGGUAGUUAUUUAUUCAAUAAACAAUUUUUUUUUUCUUUGAUACCAAACUGUUUUCAAAUUUCGUUUGCAUUUUUGUAGGAACAUGUUUCUGCAAAGCUAAGUACACCAUUUUGAGUUUUUUGAUAGUAUUUUAUUUCACGCACAAAAUAUACAAACUAAAAUAACCUAGUUCUCCUAAAUAGACCUAUAAUAAACCACCUAGGCCACAUACAAUAGUUAUUUGUGUAACCAGUUGGGAAAAGCACUACUGGAUUUUUGCAGAACAAGCGAAGCGAGUUUCGCAAAAGGAAGCGUUACGAAAAAUAGUGUUUUAUACAAUAUUUUUUCUGAUUUUGAUUUUUUUAAGGAGCAUCUCCAAACUAUGGUUACAAACAUUAUGAAUGAUUUGUAGUAGGAACUUGUAUCAAAAAUUAAUAUAGCUAUUUAUUAUUUAUGUAACAAGUUGUAAAAUGAGCGUGUUUUUUUUUGCACUAAAUGUGAGGAUUGUGUGCAAAAAACCAGCCAUUUUGCGACGUGUUUCAUACAAGAUUUUUUGUGAUUCAUUCAAAAUAUUUAAAAUUCAGAAUAUAAACGCAUUUUAAUACUGACACGGAACACUCUAAAUCCCAUUUUAACACUCAGUGAUGAGAUGAGAUCUCAUUUCAACACUGUUGUAUUAGAUCACACUGCUUAUUUUGGCGUUUAUGUUGAAAUGAACCACUUUUGACAACUAAAAUAAAUGUCAAAAAGAUGCCAUUUCGUAACUGAAUUACAAAAUAGGGCCGGGUUCAGAAAUAACGCACAGGGUGCGAGUGCGAUUUUAUGGGUGUGCCUGAAUUGACAAUUGGCCAUUGGGCCUUAUAGCACCGUUCAGCAUUUUUGAACAGCUAGGGCGUCGCACCGGUGUCACACUCACACUGGGUGUGUCAUUCCUGAACUCGCCCCAGCUAAAUUCUAUAUUUUUUUUAAAGGUAAAAGUCAAAAUGACAUUAAAGUGCGUUUUUUUUUUAAGAUAAAAGUCAAACU
This is a messenger RNA of Ceutorhynchus assimilis (cabbage seed weevil), 3282 nucleotides long. The record is from the annotation of a GenBank genome assembly. NCBI's taxonomy places the organism in Eukaryota, Metazoa, Arthropoda, Insecta, Coleoptera, Curculionidae.